Messenger RNA from Aspergillus aculeatus ATCC 16872, 1785 nucleotides. Its product is annotated as F-box protein. The record is from RefSeq and is a predicted model, not a curated record. The transcript is spliced from 2 exons. Lineage: Eukaryota; Fungi; Ascomycota; Eurotiomycetes; Eurotiales; Aspergillaceae. Gene Ontology annotation, molecular function: protein binding. The coding region runs from base 1 to 1785 and encodes 594 amino acids.
AUGGCAGCCCCUAGCUCGCCGGGGGCACGAGACGAGGCGCGAGUGCCAGGAGAUACCGAGACUGAUGACAGCUGGGGACUGGGUGAUAUGCCCGCGCAUCGUCAAACCGACGUGUACCUCAUCCAUGAAGUAUGUUGGCACCGUCUGCUGGAGCAUUUCGGCCCCGAUGAACUACACCUAGGAAGUCUUUUCGAGGCAUUGGAGUUAUUGCCCUAUACACCGGGGCAAUCUCACCACGCAUUUACUCCAGGUGGCCACCCGUCCUUCCACUCGACGUUUGAAGAUCAAGAGAUCCGGCGUGAUGGCCGGUUCGGACUGCCCGCGCUGGAAGAGCUCAUGCGCUUCCCCAGAGACCCCCCUCUGCCAGCUUCGUGUAUCACCCCGCGACGGCGCGCCUCCCACCGGCGUCGAACCGGCAGGGAUGGCUUCCAGCGUCUGCCCCUGGAGAUCAUCGAAGCAAUUGCCAUCUUGCUACCGACACGGGAUAUUUUGCAUCUCCGUUGCGCGUCACGCGGAUUUGUAGGCAUUUUCUCCAGCCGCGCGUUUUGGAAAACGAGAUUUGAGAUCAAUGCAGAACGGGGAUUCCUGCUGCCCGUCCUCCGCAACUACUUUGAGAGGAAAGGGAGAAGGAGGAGGCAGGAAGAGGAGGGGGAGAUCGACUGGAGGCUGCUCUACCACUGCACCUGUAAGCUGGGCUGUAGUUGGGGGUUUCGCCUGGAGAUUGGGACGUGGGAGGCGCUGCGCUGGGUUCGCGACACAGCCCUGGCUCUGCAUUCCGGGCGGCCUCGCCCACUUGACUUCCGCGGCAUGGGUCUCCAUCAUUAUGAUAAUACCCUCGUGCGGGGUACGUACCGGGAGGUUGUCGAAAUCCACGCUCCGGUAUGCCAGGUUGCGGUCUCCGUGUUGCAGGAGACCGCCAAGCCUUCCAUCACUGGAUUGGACUUCUUUUUCAAGGAUGGAUCCAGAGCCAUGCUGGGCUACUCAUGCCCUGAAGCAAGGGAGAUCCAUGGGGAGACGCAGUGGAAACAGAUGGGCAUGCCGAAUCCGUACUUUUAUCCCGGGGUUCGCGUAACAAUCGACAUCGAAAGCUUCCAUGGAUUUUCCGUAAGUAGGGAUGUAGCUGGUGGUGUGACCGGCUUUCUGAUCUUGCCCGGGAUGGACUACAGUGUAGGCUACUUGGAUACCGUCAAGCGCUUUGCAGUGGGCGAUUACAUAGAGCCCCGGCCAUACCACCCUUUCUACAGCUCUCUUGAUGAAGUAUACCAAGUCACUGCCGUUUCCGAUGUUGGGAUCCAGCCAUAUGAGCAAGUAGUGGACAACUUCUGGCUCAAUGUCUUCCAAAACUACUUUCCGCUCCAAGGCCGUUAUGGCGUGGAGCGAGAGUCGUAUACCAACCCGCAGGGCAGAUUCACAGCCAAUGUGCUUCUUACCAGAAUUAUGGGGAACGCGUUGCAGAAAGUCGUUAUCGUCGAAGCCAAACGGUUUCCGCGAAACACUCUGCCUGGCUGGGAGCAAAGGUUCAGCUGGAGGCCGCUGCAGAAUCAGCUGCGGGAUCGGCUUACCGGCGUCCGUACUACCAGUGGGACCCAACAUACCCUGUACGGCAUUGCAGCCGUUGGCGACAGGGUCCGAUUCUUCCAACUGCCAGAAGACUCAGGCCAAUUGGUCCCCUUUGGUCUCGAUCCUCAGAGCCCUCCACCUGAAGCCCGCACCCUGAGUAUCCACAGAGACCAGAAUGAGAUAGAUUGGCUGAUCAGAAGCAUCAGGAGCAUCUUUGAGCAAUAG